Molecule: messenger RNA, 1590 nt
Organism: Manihot esculenta (cassava)
Lineage: Eukaryota; Viridiplantae; Streptophyta; Magnoliopsida; Malpighiales; Euphorbiaceae
Product: RING-H2 finger protein ATL74
Exons: 1
Coding region: 632-1234 (200 amino acids)
Biological process (GO): protein ubiquitination
Molecular function (GO): transferase activity
Source: RefSeq, a predicted model, not a curated record
UUCCAGUGUCCUUUUCCCACAUCCAAAGACUAGACCCACCUUUAACUACUCUGCUAUUAUAGUUUUUACAACUAUUUAAGCCAUCUCUCUUCUCUUUCCUGCAGAUUAUUAGCACCCACUUCAAAUUUAUUUUUAAUCCAUAUCAGCCUCCUGGAUGGUGACCUUAACUACAAGUUCUUGAUUCUUUGAAUUGGGUUAAAACUCAGAAGGAUGGUUUUUUCAUGUCCUUUGUCCAGUAACUAAAAGUUUCAUCUCUCUCUGUCUCUGCUUAAAUCAGAUCAUCAAUAACCAAAAGCAAGAAACCACAAAGGUAACACUUUUCUCCAUACCCUUUUCAUUCUCCUCUUCAACCAUCAAAACCCAUAAAUUUCACUAGUCUUUUAAAAGGAAAAAUUAAUAAAAAUCCUCCCUUGCAAGCUCUUACAACAGAAGUGGAAUGAAAUCUCUGCUGCUUCCAGUUUCCUUUUUGGUUCAAUUUGAUCCCAACAAUCAUUGGAGCAAUGAAAUCUUUCUCCAGCUUAUUUGCUUAAGUUCAUCAAAGAAGCUUUAAAUAAGUUGCAUAUGGCCAAGAGGGUAUUCUAGUGCAUUUGAAAUAGAUACACGAAAAACAAACUCAAAUCAAUCUGCAGACAUGGUGGCUCUCUCUCAUCGUCCUCACCGGCUGCUGCUCCAGACAGAAUCAAGCACACCUGCAGCACCAGCAAAUGGAAGCAGAAGCCGCAACAGCUACGCUAGCGAGGCCAAUUUUGACACAAACGUGGUGAUCAUUUUAGCAGCUCUGCUUUGUGCUUUAAUAUGUGCACUUGGAUUAAACUCAAUAGUACGCUAUGCCUUAAGAUGUAGCAGAAGGUUUGGUUUUGAAACCCCAGAUGAGGCUGCAUCUCGUUUAGCAUCAACUGGGCUUAAAAAGAGUGCAUUGAAACAGAUCCCAGUGGUCAUUUAUGGAGCUGCAGGGAUUCACAUGACAGCCACAGAUUGUGCAAUUUGCCUUGGAGAGUUUUUGGAUGAUGAGAAAGUGAGAGUUAUGCCAAAAUGUAGUCAUGGGUUUCAUGUAAGGUGUAUAGAUCCUUGGUUGGAGUCACAUUCCUCUUGUCCAACUUGUAGACAAUCUUUGAUUGAACAACCAGCAAGAGCAAGUUCUGAUGGUGCAGAAGCAGCUGGUUCUGUUUCUGGGAUCAGGAUUCAUGGAAAUGGAGCAGCAGUUCAGAGUAAUGUGCCCAUGGCUGCAGAUUAGGUAGGUGAUUAUGCUCUUAGGGGAAUUCUACUCCGCGUCCAAAUAUAUAAACCUGUUUAAUCAAAACAUAUCAUGUACAAAUAUAUUAGUGACUUAAUGUUGAUAAAAUUUUAUACACUUUAACGUGGGUAAAAAUUAUUGCGGCCCUAAAAAGCUUUUACCAGAAAAAAUAAGAGAAAAAUGGCGAAAUGGGUUCUUCAUUUUAUUAGUAAUUAAUGUAUAUAUUAUUCUUGAAAUGUGGAGUUGGUUGAUGUAAUUAUGUGCUCAUAUGGAGAUUUCUAAGGGAAAUCUUUGAUUGUACAUGUUUAGUGGGUGAGGUAAAAGUGGUGCUUAAUUAAUUAGUAGGCUUGUUGUUU